Molecule: messenger RNA, 1029 nt
Organism: Oncorhynchus tshawytscha (Chinook salmon)
Lineage: Eukaryota; Metazoa; Chordata; Actinopteri; Salmoniformes; Salmonidae
Product: histone H3-like
Exons: 2
Coding region: 75-731 (218 amino acids)
Cellular component (GO): nucleosome
Molecular function (GO): DNA binding; structural constituent of chromatin; protein heterodimerization activity
Source: RefSeq, a predicted model, not a curated record
GCCGGCUUUAUAAACUUCACAUAGGCAUUUGGAGGCUAUACUCCGACUGUGAAAGAAGGAAGCUAGCUAGCGCCAUGGCCAGAACCAAGCAAACCGCUCGCAAAUCCACCGGUGGCAAAGCACCCAGGAAGCAGCUCGCCACCAAGGCUGCGCGCAAGAGCGCCCCGGCCACCGGCGGCGUGAAGAAGCCUCACCGUUACAGGCCCGGCACCGUGGCUCUUAGAGAGAUCCGUCGUUACCAGAAGUCCACUGAGCUGCUGAUCCGCAAACUGCCUUUCCAGCGCCUGGUGCGAGAAAUUGCCCAGGACUUUAAGACCGACCUGCGCUUCCAGAGUUCCGCAGUGAUGGCCCUGCAGGAGGCAAGCGAGGCUUACCUGGUCGGCCUGUUCGAGGACACCAACCUGUCUAGCGAACACACGAUGUCUGGAAGAGGUAAAGGCGGCAAGGGACUCGGAAAAGGAGGCGCCAAGCGUCACCGUAAGGUUCUCCGCGAUAACAUCCAGGGAAUCACCAAGCCCGCCAUUCGCCGUCUGGCUCGCCGUGGCGGCGUGAAGCGUAUCUCCGGCCUGAUCUACGAGGAGACCCGCGGUGUCCUGAAGGUGUUCCUUGAGAACGUGAUCCGUGACGCCGUCACCUACACCGAGCACGCCAAGAGGAAGACCGUUACGGCCAUGGACGUGGUCUACGCUCUGAAACGCCAGGGACGCACCCUGUACGGUUUCGGCGGUUAAACGCACUCUUCUCGGAACGUCAACAUCCCGACUUGAACCCAAAGGCUCUUUUAAGAGCCACCCACAUCCGCUUCAAAAGGGCCAAAUCCAUUGUCGUAUUAAACCAUGAGCCACUCUUGAGUGGACAGGGAGGGAGUGUUAAAUGACAGGACGCUAUGUUCAGCGCAGGCUUUGCGUACAGUCGUAUUAAACCAUGAGCCACUCUUGAGUGGACAGGGAGGGAGUGUUCAUGAAAGGAGGCUAAAUUCAGUGCAGGCUUUGCGUACAGUCGUAUUACGAGACACCCGAAAUAAAGGCA